Molecule: messenger RNA, 130 nt
Organism: Paraglomus brasilianum
Lineage: Eukaryota; Fungi; Glomeromycota; Glomeromycetes; Paraglomerales; Paraglomeraceae
Source: the annotation of a GenBank genome assembly
GGAAGAAGACAACAGCAUUUGCGACGACGGAAUCACGGACGAAGAGAAAUCAAUCAUUCCUUCACCAAUUUAUUACCAACCUAUCUACGAUCGUGAAUUCUUGACUAAAGAUUGUGUAGAUAAUAAGUAA